Molecule: messenger RNA, 10606 nt
Organism: Pieris brassicae (large cabbage white)
Lineage: Eukaryota; Metazoa; Arthropoda; Insecta; Lepidoptera; Pieridae
Gene: ds
Product: protein dachsous
Exons: 16
Coding region: 198-10184 (3328 amino acids)
Biological process (GO): cell morphogenesis; homophilic cell-cell adhesion; cell-cell junction assembly
Cellular component (GO): plasma membrane; adherens junction; catenin complex
Molecular function (GO): cadherin binding; calcium ion binding
Source: RefSeq, a predicted model, not a curated record
ACUGGUGCCGAAAGUCAAAUGUUAUUUAGAUUCUUGUAAAUUGUGUUUACAUCGGAUUGCAGUGAAGUGUUUAGUGUGUGCAAUCUCUUGUUUAAAGUAAAAUAGAAACGAAAUUGAUUAUGGUUGAUGUUGUGUUGUGCUAAGGAUUCUGGAGGUGCUCGUGACGAUGUGUGAGCGGUGAGAGCAAAAGUCGCGCGAUGUUGCGCGCACUUGUCUAUCUGUUGGUCGCUUCGGCGGCCGCUGAACAUGUUCGCGAAUUCACCGUCAGAGAGAACGCUCGCGCCGGUACUCUAGUUGGCCAUCUGGGUGAUGAGCUUCCCGAUGCCGCCCCACCAUACACGAUAGUCCCCGUCCCGGGUAGUGCAGUAAAUGACGACCUUAAAAUAGACCCCCACACUGGUGAAAUACGGACACGAGUGCCAUUAGAUAGAGAGAAUAGGGACCAUUACGCUCUAGUCGCUAUCCCCGCGAGCGGUGAUAAUAUCCGCGUAGUCGUCCGCGUCUCCGAUGAAAACGAUAACGCGCCUACAUUCCCAACCGCUAUCAUGAACGUUGAGUUCUCUGAAAACACACCCAGAGACGUGAAAAGAAAACUUAAUCCUGCUAAGGAUCAGGACCUAGGUAUUUUUAAUACCCAACGGUAUAAUAUAGUUUCUGGUAAUACAGAUAACGCGUUCAGACUAUCAUCGCAUAGAGAACGUGAUGGUGUUUUGUAUUUGGAUCUGCAAAUCAACGGUUUUCUUGAUAGAGAAACUACAGAUCACUAUAAAUUAGUUAUAGAAGCUUUAGAUGGGGGUACUCCACCAUUAAGAGGGACGAUGACUGUAAAUAUUACAAUUCUAGAUGUAAAUGACAAUCCCCCAGUAUUCGCUGAAAGUGCUUAUUCGGCUAUGAUCCCCGAAAACGCUACAGUAGGAACAGCUGUGUUAAAAGUAUUUGCAAUAGACUCUGACGCGGCUGAAAACGGACUCAUUGAGUAUUCUAUCAACCGCAGACAAAGCGACAAAGAAAAUAUGUUUAGAAUAGAUCCAGAUACAGGAGAAAUUACUGUAAAUAAAGCUUUAGACUUCGAGACCAAAGAGUUGCAUGAAUUAGUUGUUGUUGCUAGAGAUAAAGGCGCGCAGCCUUUAGAAACGACCGCAUUUGUAUCCAUACGUGUUACAGAUGUGAAUGAUAAUCAGCCGACAAUAGACGUAAUAUUUUUGAGUGACGAUGCUACACCAAAAAUUUCAGAGGCGGCGCAGCUGGAUGAGUUUGUUGCCCGAAUAUCUGUUCACGACCCAGAUUCUAAGACGGAAUAUUCAAAUGUUAACGUAACAUUAAGCGGUGGCGAUGGACAUUUCGAUUUGCGAACGCAUGAUAAUAUCAUAUACUUAGUGGUAGUUGCUUUACCGUUAGAUCGAGAAUCGCAGUCGUCGUACACACUGAAUGUAGUUGCAACUGAUAAAGGCUCGCCCCCGUUACACGCUUCGCGUAUAAUCAAUCUACGGGUGACUGAUGUAAAUGAUAACCCUCCAGCAUUUUUGGAGAGCGUUUACAGAACUAGUGUACCUGAAGCUGCAACUCCUGGUACUCCGGUCAUUCAAGUAUCUGCGAGUGAUGUUGACGAAGAUGAAAAUUCGGAUAUUCGUUACUCUUUGCUUCCCACUGCUCAAUCUGAUUGGUUUUCCAUUGAUGAGCGUUCUGGUCUCGUUACUACUCGGUCUCGUGUUGAUUGCGAGACAAACCCCAUGCCUAGUUUGACGGUGGUGGCGAGUGAUCGUGGUAGUCCCCCCUUAUCCUCCACCGCGACUCUCCUAGUAACUGUUCUGGAUGUGAAUGACAAUGAGCCGAUCUUCGACCAGUCUUUCUACAAUGUCACCGUGCCGGAGAAUGAAGCAGUUGGCAGCUGUAUUUUAAAGAUGUCAGCGAUAGAUCCUGAUUGUGGUGUAAAUGCUGUCGUCAACUAUACACUAGGGGAAGGUCUGGCUAGACCCCAAUUUGUCGUGAAGCCUGAUUCUGGAGACCUUUGCAUUGCUGCCCCUUUGGACCAUGAAGCGAAUGCUGACUUUGAGUUUCCUGUUAUCGCUACCGAUAGAGGGGGCCUCUCCACGACGGCUAUGGUGAAGAUUCAACUGCUAGAUAUCAACGACAACGUACCAGCUUUUACCGUGAAAGAUUACAACGUUUCUCUUAAAGAGGGAAGGGUAUCAACCAGCGAGCCAAUUGUUGCUGUUUCGGCGAGUGACGCUGAUUCGGGCAGAUUUGGUACAAUCACAUAUAGAAUCGUUGGUGGGAACGACAAUGAUGUCUUUCGAAUAGACCGGAGCACUGGAGAGAUAUUUGUGAUAAAACCAGCGCUUAUUCAGGCGAAUGGAAGGUUUGAUCUGGAAAUAUCGGCGACAGACGGCGGUGGCUUGACGGCUCCACAAGGUGCCGUUGUUCACGUGAAUGUGAUGCCAGCUGGAGUUGGUGCGGCGCUCUUUGAUAAACCAAGAUACAAUUUCCGCGUAAGGGAAGAUGCGAGGAGUGGGACGAUUGUUGGAAAUCUCAAAGCGACAGGCGGCGACAGAGGUAAACUGAUGCGGUACAGCAUAGUAUCAGGCGAUCCAGGACACCAGUUCACAAUAGAGCCUCACACGGGAACCAUAAGGACUUCUGGUCAGCUGGACCGGGAGGCUGUAGCAACGUAUCUGCUUAACGUUAGAGCUGCGAACGGAAAUACGGCCAGCUAUGAUCAGACGCAGGUUCAAGUCACUUUAGAGGAUGUAAACGACAACGUACCAGGUUUCGGUACAUCAUCGGUUAAGGUAUCUGUGGCGGAAUCAGCGGCGGUUGGAUCCGUGGUUUAUGCUGCGAGAGCUAUAGACGAGGAUGAGGGAAAGAACGGGCUGGUCACCUACACUCUUCUUUCAGCUACUGGACCCAUGAAUACUUUCGCAGUGAAUUCACAACAUGGACUGGUUACUUUAUUGCGGCCGCUGGACUACGAAAACCUUGUCCGACAUACUCUAGUGAUAUCAGCCAAAGAUAGUGGUUCACCGCAGCUUGCAGACAAUCUCACUCUGGUGGUGGAUGUACAAGAUGUUAACGACAACCCACCUGUAUUCGAACAUGAUACAUAUAGCGCUAACGUGUUAGAAUCCGACGCAAUUAAUACAAAGAUUCUUGAAAUCCAAGCGAUAGACAAAGACACAGGCAACAAUGCACGAAUAACCUACCGGAUACACAACAACACAUACUUCAAAGUGCAGUCCAGUACUGGAUGGGUGCAACUCGCUAAAGAACUCGAUCGAGAAUCGAUCCCACAACACAACAUGACAAUAAUAGCCUCGGAUAAUGGGAUUCCGCCGCUGUCUGCGACCGUCAGCCUCAUCGUCAACGUAUUAGAUGCUAAUGAUAAUGAUCCAGUUUUCUCACAAGCCAACUAUGAAUUCCAAGUUGAGGAGAACCGCAAGGCUGGAGCGUUUGUUGGGAAGAUUGCGGCCACUGAUGCUGACUUGGGAGAUAACGCGGCCGUUAGAUACAGCCUAUUUCCGACUAAUACGAGCUUCGUCGUUAACCCUGUUACUGGAAUUAUAACAACCAAAGAAAUGCUCGAUAGGGAAUUUAAACAUACUUAUUCCCUUUUUGCUGAAGCCAAAGAUCAAGGUUCGUUGCCCCGCUCAACCAGGGUUCCAGUUAUAAUAAAAGUGACUGAUGUCAACGAUAAUUCUCCUGAAAUAGUUGAUCCUAGAGAGGAUGUAGUGAGCGUAAGGGAGGAACAACAGCCUGGAGCUGAAGUAGCGAAAGUAAAAGCGAUUGAUAGAGACAAUGGCCCCAAUGCAUCUAUCAUAUACUCAAUACUGAAUGAUCGUGAUACAGAUGGCUUUGGUAUAUUUGUCAUUGAUUCUUCUACAGGAGUUAUUAAAACAAGCACAGUGUUAGAUCAUGAAGAGAGGUCAAUAUAUCGAUUGACCGUAGCUGCAACUGAUGCGGGUCAACCUCCACGACAAACUGUUAGGCAAUUAAAAGUAGAAGUUCUAGAUUUAAACGAUAAUAGACCUACUUUUACCAGUUCCAGCUUAUCCUAUAAAGUGCGAGAAGAUUCCAAAAUUGGGCAUAUUGUUGGAACUGUUACAUGUUGCGACAGCGAUACAAACGAAAAUCUGGUUAAUGGUGAUGAAGAACGACAGAUAUCAUAUCUUUUGAUGUCUUUAACGUCUGACCAUGUACCUGGAACCUUUGAAAUCGAUAGACGAACUGGCUCUUUGGUGGUGGCACGUCAGUUAGACAGAGAGGUCCAAGAUGAAUAUCGACUUGAAGUUAGAGCGUUGGAUACUUCGGCUACUAACAACCCCCAAAGCAGUGCCGUCACCGUCAGAAUUGAAAUCAUCGACGUUAACGAUAACGGUCCGCAGUGGCCGGAGGAUCCUGUCAAUAUAGAAGUACCAGAAACUACAGCAGUUGGUAUAAACGUAUACAACUUCACUGCAAAGGACAUAGAUGCAGGUGUCAAUGGUGAACUGAACUAUCACAUAGUUUCCACUGUGCCUUCUACUAGAAACAUGUUUAAUCUAGAUCCUCUCACUGGCGCUUUAACGCUGACAGCUUUGCUAGACUUUGAAGUGUUAAAAGAAUACUGGCUUGUAGUAGAAGCAGUUGAUCAAGCAGUGACUGCAAGUGAACGAAUUUCUACGUCUGCCACAGUACACAUAGCUGUGGUGGAUGCAAAUGAUAACACUCCUACUUUUGUUUCUGCUCGUAAAGUAUCUGCCACUUUGAAUGCUUUGACCGGCGUUCUGUAUCAAGCCUUAGCCAUUGACGCUGACUCGGGAGAUAAUGGAAGAGUAUCCUAUUAUAUAAAUAAUGGAAACGAGCAUUCUUACUUCUCUAUGGAUUAUGAUACAGGAAAGUUAACAUUAUCGAAAAAGUUUACUUCUGAAUAUUCGAAAAUAAGGACGGGGCAAUAUAAGCUCAAUUUGACAGCUUCCGAUCAUGGGAUGCCAUUUCCCAGACAAAGUCAUAUGACAUUAACUUUACACUUGCUGGAAUCAACCAACACCCCACCUCGGUUUACUGAAACACUGUACAAGGCGAACAUUAGUGAAGAUAUCCGUGCUGGUAGUUUCGUAACAAGAGUUACGGCCAAAUCAUCAAGAGGGACUUCAGGUACGCUAAGCUACAUGAUACCCUCAAGCGUAGCAGAUGAUAAGUUCGUCAUCGAUGAGCGGACAGGAACAAUCACUAUCAAGUCUAAAGUUGACCGAGAAGAAACUGGACAAUAUAUUUUUCCAGUUUAUGUCACUGAUUCGGAAAGCUUCCAAUCUCCAAGUAAUUUUGAUGUAGCGACAGUAAAUAUAAGCAUUUUAGACGAUAAUGACAAUGCUCCAACAUUCAAACCUGGAUCCUGCUAUACUUUGACAGUACCCGAGAACAAUGAUCCUGAAAUUAUACACACAGUAUCUGCCACCGAUAAAGACAUCGGUGCUAAUGGAAUUAUAACAUACAGCAUCACUUCAGGAAAUAAUGGAAACAAGUUUAGUAUUGAUCCCACUACAGGAAAACUCACAGCUAAAGCACUAGAUCGUGAAACACAGUCCAGAUAUGAAUUGACAAUAACAGCAUAUGAUCAUGGAUCCCCUAUAGCACUACAAGGCGCAUGCAAUAUAACGGUAAUGGUGGAAGACCAAAAUGACAAUGAUCCUGUUUUCGAUACGGGUCAUUACUCAGCCGCCAUCGCAGAAGAUGCAUCCCCCGACACUUCUAUCAUUAAAGUGAGAGCCACUGACGCCGAUUUAGGAUACAAUAAACGAAUAGUUUAUUCCCUCGCAAAUGAAAGUCAAGGGUUGUUUCGUAUCGAUAAUAAAAGUGGCGUUAUCUAUACGACUGGAUAUUUCGAUCGGGAAAAAAUUAACGUCUAUCAUUUUGAAGCCGUAGCAACAGAUCAAGGUCGUUAUAUCGCGCGAUCGACCCGGGUUUCUGUAGAAGUAACCGUCAACGACGUUAACGACAACAAACCUAUAUUCACAAAAUAUCCAUUCAAAGAACAAAUCGCAACACUAAUACCGCCGGGACAGAGUUUGCUUAGAGUUUUCGCAACAGAUAAUGAUAUUGGGACGAAUGCUGAAAUUAUUUUUGAACUUCUCGAUAGUUCAAACCACAAAUUCCGAAUUAACCCCACAACUGGGGUUCUAACUGCAACUCAAAGUUUAGCAAGCGAAAACGGUAAACUAAUACAUCUAAAGGUCUUAGCCAAGGAUAAAGGAAAUCCACCACAAAGUUCAGAAGGUCUCAUAGAACUUCAUAUAGGUGACUUUUCUGACCAAACUUCAACAUUAAAUUUUCAAAACUCAACAUACAACAUUACCAUAGAAGAAAAUGUACCCUAUGGACGUGAGGUCCUACAAGUCACCGCACUGCGAAGUGACGGGCGAAGACAAAGAGUUAUAUAUGAAAUCGGAAAUGGAAACGACCAAUAUGCUUUUGAAAUAGAUAGUAACAGUGGCGUUCUAAGAGUAAAUACUUCAGAUAGCUUAGAUUAUGAAACUUACCCAGGACCGAGACGGAGACUCGUAAUCGUUGCAAGAACUGAAGGAUCGUCGCCCCUGUACGCUUAUUGUGAAGUUAUGGUAAAUCUUAUAGACCAAAACGAUCACUCCCCACGGUUUACACAACAACAAUACAUUGCCAAUGUAUUUGAAGGCAAUACGAAAGGUGAAUUCGUCGUUCAAUUAGCUGCAAAGGAUGAAGACAGGGAUGCUAACGCGAGAAUAUUAUAUCACAUAGUGGAUGGUAACCAUGACAACGCGUUUAUCAUCGAACCUGCGUUUUCGGGUUCCGUUAAAACAAAUAUUGUUCUCGACCGAGAAAUACGAGAAUCUUACAAGCUAACCGUUAUAGCGACCGAUGAAGGAAACCCACAAAUGACCGGGACAGCCACUUUAAGGAUAAACGUCGUCGAUGUCAAUGAUAAUCAGCCGACAUUUCCGCCACCAAACGUCAUAUCUGUUUCUGAAGGAGCAGAAGUCGGCUCAAUUCUAACAUCUGUUACUGCGAAUGAUGUGGACACCUAUCCUGCACUGAAGUAUGCUUUAGUUCAGGAUGAAAAUAUCUUCUCAAUUGACAGAUACAGUGGCAAAGUGGUUUUAAAUAAAGCACUCGAUUUUGAAAGUCAUAUAGUUUAUAUCGUUAACGUUAGUGCAUCGGACAACGAACAUGUCGCUACAACAACAUUAACUGUCAAAGUUACGGAUAUAAACGACAAUGCUCCAAUUUUUGAAGAAGUCUCAUACAGCAGUGUUUUACCGGAAGGGUCAGGCCCUAUCGAAAUUGCUAUUGUAAAAGCUACGGAUAAAGACAGUGGUGAAAAUAGCAAUAUUUCAUAUCAAUUUCUGGAAUCAAAGGAUGGAUAUUAUAUAGACGCUGUCACUGGAGAAAUGUUUGUCAACUACAGCUCCCUUCCAAAUGACCAUCGAGAUAUACAACUGGCGGUUGUAGCCACAGAUCAUGGAAAACCUAACAAAUCGGCAAUAACAUCGGUCAGAGUCAGCAGUGGUGCUUCAUCAGAAAUUAAACCCUUUAUUGGUCAAGACACCUAUAGAAUAACGGUAAAUGAAGAUACCGAAGAGGGUACAUCCUUGUUGCAAAUCGGUGGAAUAAAUGAUAUUUUAAAGAAAUAUAGUCUUGACUUCAAAAUUAUUACCGGAAAUGAUGGCGACAUGUUUGAUAUUACAAUUGAAGGUGCAUUAAUACUUGUAAAAAGGCUUGAUAGAGAACGACAAGAAUCAUACGUGCUAGGUUUAGCUGCCGUCGAGCAAGGAAAAAUGCUUUCAUAUAAACAAAAUAAAACGUCUGUAGUUGUAUUUGUGACACUGACGGAUGCAAAUGAUAAUGCUCCCAUAUUUGCUAUUAAUACAUUCGAUCUUACAGUAAGUGAGGAUGUUAAAAUAGGGCAUAGUCUAACGCAAUUUUCUGUGACGGAUGCAGAUUUAUAUGGAACUGCAAAUUCAGAUAUAAUAUUUAAUAUUACUUCAGGAAAUGAUGACAAGUCAUUUUACGUGCAUUCAAUGACAGGCGUUUUAACCGUCAAUAAAACUCUAGACUAUGAUACGGGGAAAACUAAUUAUAACUUGGUGGUCGUUGCCUGUGAUCAAGGAGUACCCUGUUUGUGCAAUGCUGCGUAUAUUAAAAUUGGGAUCCUCGAUGUUAACGACAAUACACCUGCUUUCCCGGUUAAUGAGUAUUUCGAGGGUAUCGCUGAAAAUGAAAGAGUUGGAACGUCUGUUUUUACUGCUACGGCCACAGAUAUGGACAAAGGAAAAUUUGGCACAUUGAACUAUUCUAUUGGACCUGUUUCUUCUAACUACAACAAAAAUGACGAUGCUUGGAAAAUGUUCCAAAUUGAUUCAAUAAGUGGCUUAGUAAACACUAAUGCCGUCUUUGAUUACGAACUUAAAAACAAAUAUGAGUUUUCCAUUAAAGCUUCAGAUAUAGGUGGCAGAAGCUCCACAGUAAAAGUCAGAAUUGAUAUAGAAAGUAGAGAUGAAUUUUACCCUCAGUUUACUCAGAAAACGUAUAAUUUCGGUGUUCCAAAAUCAGGAUCUCUACCGGCAGGGUACAUUAUAGGUCAAACUACUGCAACAGAUAGAGACAAAGGAAUAGACGGUCGAAUAGUUUACCAGCUAUCUACGUCUCACUCUUACUUCAAGAUAAACAGGACUACGGGUAUGAUUAUUCUUAAGAAAAAAGUGGAUUCAAUACAAACUUUAUUUGGCGGAGAUAAAUCAAUAAGCCUAGUAAUAACUGCAAGUUCAGGCCGACAGGGAUCUCUUACCAAUAAAACUGCAGUUGAAAUAUUGUUAGACCCUGCCGCAAUCAUAUCAGAUGGCACUAAUAUCUUGAAUGAUCCAGCAUUAGCUCAAAAUAGUGGAUUGUCAGAUUGGGCUUUAGGGCUUCUGAUAGCUUUUAUAUUUAUUAUUAUCAUCUUCGCCGCGGCAUUUCUAUUUUUACAUAUGAAAAAUAAAAGACACAAAAAAGAAAAUAAACCAGGAUUAAGUUCGGAGGGAGUCGGAGCAACAAAUAGUUAUGUAGACCCCAGUGCAUUUGAUUCCAUAACGAUACGCAAUACUGGUGCUGUUAAUUCAGCGAACCAAUUUGCACCUCCUAAAUAUGAUGAGAUCCCACCGUAUGGUGCUCAUACUGCUAGUUCAAAUUCUGGAGCUGCGACCACUUCAGAGCUGUCGGGCUCCGAGCAAUCGGGUUCUAGUGGACGAGGAUCUGCUGAAGACGGAGAGGACGGAGAAGAUGAAGAAAUAAGGAUGAUCAAUGAAGGCCCACUUCAACGUGACAGGCAAACGAAUGGGGUAGACGAUGAUAACUUAUCGGACGUAUCUGUUCAUAACACACAAGAAUAUUUAGCUAGACUCGGUAUUGUUGAUACUGGCACAGGUGGAGGUGCAUCGACAUCAUCACGUAGAUGCUCUGAAAAUGUUGCAAAUAAAGAAACAAUGUUGCAUCAUGGGCCGAUAGAUCCAAUGCACAAUAUUUUUGACGAGGACGGGCCUCAUGAGAACGAUAUCACGAAUUUGAUUUACGCCAAAUUAAACGAAGUAACCGCCAGCGAUAGAGGCAGCAACGCGGAUGAAGCAAGUGCUGCCGUGGAUCGAGCAAUGGCUUUAGGAGCAUUUCCCAGUGCUCCUGGUGAAAAUACUGCAGUACCCACGGCUGGGCCCUCAAUGACCGGAAGUUUAAGUUCUAUAGUACAUUCAGAAGAAGAGUUGACUGGUAGUUACAAUUGGGAUUAUUUAUUGGACUGGGGUCCACAAUAUCAGCCUCUAGCUCACGUGUUCUCAGAAAUAGCUAGGUUAAAAGAUGACGCUGUUUCUUUACAAAGUGGAAAUAGUGGAGCAUCUAGUGCUAAAAGUAAAGGAACAUCAAUGUCUGGAGGCAAAAGUGUGCCCCCGCCUUUAUUGACUACCGUUGCGCCUAGAAGCUGCCCGGCGCCUUCGUUAUCUUGUAGGCAGCCUCAACAUUUGUUACCUCGUUCGCCCAUAAGCCACGACAUCCCAGGAGGCUUUUCAGCUGCUGCAGCCAUGUCUCCUUCGUUUUCGCCUUCCUUGUCCCCUCUAGCAACGAGGUCACCGUCGAUGUCACCUUUAGUGGGGCCCGGAUUACCUCCCGUCCCAGGAAAUAGAAAACCUAAUCAUUCCACUAUGAGACUAUAAUCAAAGACCAGUGAACUUUGUAAAUAAUCCUCGACUGUUUGCCUUAUAAGUAUUGUAUUAGUGUAUUUAUUGACCGAUGUGAUCGGAUUGGUUAAUCGUAGUCACAUUUUGUGCAUGUACUGUAUUUUAUUAGAUGUGCUCAAAGUGAUGUUAAGCGCUUAUUACCGAUUUUGCGGUAAAUGUAAAUAUCUCUUAUAAUGUAAUAUCUCUUCGGGUGUUAACUUUAAUUGUAUAUAUUAGAUUGUAUGUGCAUUGUAUAGUUUAAAUAAAGACUGCCAUGUUAUACGUAUUAGAUAAAAAACAGCUUUACAUAAGAUAUCGCAAUUUAAUAGUUAGCUUAUUCAAACAGUUUGUAAAUCACAUAUGUCCAACUAGUUAGACUUUUUGAAAAAAAAAUGUAUACCUUUAAAUUAAAAAUGUAA